CUUUGCUCCUCCCUGCUCCGCUGGUGAUAACGGGAAUGAUCUAAAACCUCAAACCAGAAACUCAGAAUUAAGAGAAAAAGUAAUGGCGGCAGCAAUAAUGGACUGCACAAACUGGGAUGAAGACGUCUACAGAGACUCCAUUUUGCAGCACCGGGAAACUCUUUGUCGGACCGUUUUCCGAACCGCCUUCGCCCCAAACCCUGGUAAUUCUAACUCAAAUCCUGACGUCAUCGUCACGGCCUGCAGCGACGGCUCCAUCGCCUCUUACUCCAUCUCUUCUUGCCUCGGUUUGGGUUUUGGGAAUGCUAGAGCUGCUCACAAUUUGUUGGUAGCGGAACCUAAUUUUUUGAUCCAAGGACAUGAAGGCCCUGCUUAUGAUGUUAAAUUUUACGGCCAUGGCGAGGAUUCUUUAUUACUAAGUUGCGGGGAUGAUGGUCGAAUUCGAGGGUGGAAAUGGAAAGAAAUAGCAGAUUUUGAUGUGCCCGGGCAAGGGGGAAAUAUGCAGCCAGUUAUUGACUUCGUUAAUCCUCAGCACAAAGGUCCGUGGAGCGCACUUUCUCCAAUCCCAGAGAACAAUGCUGUUGCUGUUGACACUCAGAAUGGAUCUAUUUUUGCCGCUGCUGGUGACUCUUGUGCAUAUUGCUGGGAUUUGGAGAAGUCUAAAAUCAAAACAGUUUUCAGGGGUCACUCCGGCUAUCUGCAUUGCAUUGUUGCCCAAAGCUCUCACAGUCAGAUAAUCACUGGCUCAGAGGAUGGGACAAUACGAAUAUGGGACUGCAAAAGUGGGAAGUGUGUAGAAAGAAUUAAUCCAGGGAAGGAUAAGUCUUUGAAAGACGCCUCUCCAGAUAUCAGUUGCAUUGCUCUCGAUGAUAGUGAGAGCUGGUUGGCUUGUGGGAGUGGUAGGUCAUUAUCUCUUUGGAAUCUUCUUGCUUGCGAGUGUGUGUCAAGGAUGAGCACAAAUGCUUCUGUACAGGAUGUUUCAUUUGACAAUAACCAAAUAUUAGCAGUUGGAACAGAACCAGUGGUCAGCCGGUUUGACAUGAAUGGAGAUACUAUUUCCAAGAUACAAUGUGCUCCACAGUCUUCAUUUUCUGUCUCUUUACAUUCUUCUGGGGUUGUCGCUGUGGCUGGUUAUGGAGCAUUAGUGGAUAUCAUCUCGCAGUUUGGGAGCCACUUGUGUACAUUCCGGUGCAGAGGGCUUUGCUUCUUGUGUGAUUCCUUGUACAUUUCAGUGUUUGUGCUGUGCCUAACUUUUGAAAAAUUGGCAGUCAUGGCAGGUGUGGCAACAGAUGGAUCACAGUUUGAUGCUCGCCGAUAUGAUACCAAAAUGAGUGAUUUGCUUUCGGCUGAUGGACAAGAUUUCUUUACAUCAUAUGAUGAGGUCUGGGACAGCUUUGAUGGUAUGGGUUUGCAGGAGAACCUCUUGAGGGGCAUCUAUGCAUAUGGAUUUGAAAAACCCUCUGCUAUUCAACAAAGGGGAAUUGUUCCUUUCUGCAAAGGUCUUGACGUUAUUCAACAGGCUCAAUCUGGAACUGGGAAAACUGCUACUUUCUGCUCUGGUGUCCUUCAACAGCUAGACUAUGGACUAGUUCAAAGCCAGGCUUUGGUUUUGGCACCUACUCGUGAGCUUGCACAGCAAAUUGAGAAGGUUAUGCGAGCGCUCGGAGACUACCUUGGGGUAAAGGUGCAUGCUUGCGUAGGAGGAACCAGCGUCCGUGAGGACCAACGCAUUUUGGCCUCUGGAGUUCAUGUCGUUGUUGGAACUCCUGGGCGUGUAUUUGACAUGCUGCAAAGACGGUCCCUUAGACCUGACCAUCUUAAAAUGUUUGUGUUGGAUGAGGCCGAUGAAAUGCUUUCUCGAGGUUUCAAGGAUCAGAUCUAUAACAUUUUCCAACUUCUGCCUUCAAAAGUCCAAGUUGGAGUUUUCUCCGCAACAAUGCCUCCUGAAGCGCUCGAGAUAACGAGGAAAUUCAUGAAUAAACCUGUUAGGAUCCUUGUCAAACGUGAUGAGCUCACACUGGAGGGCAUAAAGCAGUUCUUUGUGAACGUUGAAAAGGAAGAAUGGAAGCUCGAGACGCUUUGCGAUCUGUACGAGACCUUAGCCAUCACUCAGAGUGUAAUCUUCGUGAACACUCGAAGAAAGGUCGACUGGUUGACUGACAAGAUGCGUAGCCGGGAUCAUACGGUCUCUGCCACUCACGGUGACAUGGAUCAGAACACUAGAGACAUAAUAAUGCGCGAGUUCCGUUCUGGUUCAUCUCGUGUUCUUAUUACCACGGAUCUUUUGGCUCGAGGCAUCGAUGUCCAACAAGUUUCCCUUGUCAUAAACUAUGAUCUUCCGACGCAGCCUGAGAACUACCUGCACCGCAUUGGACGCAGUGGACGGUUUGGGAGGAAAGGUGUUGCCAUCAACUUCGUGAUGAGAGACGAUGAAAGAAUGCUCUCUGACAUUCAAAGGUUUUACAACGUAGUAAUUGAGGAGCUGCCAUCAAACGUUGCGGAUCUUCUCUGAAAAAACUCGUUUAGUUGAGGAGCUGCAAAAGUUUUCUAAUUGUUCUGACAAUUUUCUUUGGGUUUUAUAUA
This is a messenger RNA of Coffea eugenioides, 2583 nucleotides long. Its product is annotated as eukaryotic initiation factor 4A-15-like. Bases 83 to 2512 code for a protein of 809 amino acids. Gene Ontology annotation, molecular function: protein binding; nucleic acid binding; RNA helicase activity. Lineage: Eukaryota; Viridiplantae; Streptophyta; Magnoliopsida; Gentianales; Rubiaceae. Gene Ontology annotation, cellular component: transcription export complex; THO complex. The transcript has 18 exons. Gene Ontology annotation, biological process: mRNA export from nucleus. The record is from RefSeq and is a predicted model, not a curated record.